CAACACAACUUGCAAAGAAAAAAAGAACGGUCAAACAUUUGUGCUUGUUGCAAAAUUUUGUUUAAUUUAAAGAAAUAAAAACCAUCUGAAACCUUUGUUUAAUGAGUGCAUCAGUAAGUAUUACUUAAACUUCUCGUGAAGAUGAAAAUUGCAGAAAUACAUUUUAUAUUCAGGAAUUAGAAGAAAAGGAUAAAGCUAAGCGCUUCCGCCCGGAGUCAUUUGAGGUUCGUAUCUUAUUUUUUUCAUUGGCUUAUAAAUGCAUAAUUUUUUUUUAUACAGAAGCCUAUUGCACAAAAAUUUUAUUCGAAAAUAUCUGCUAAGUGCCCUUUGCUCGCAAACAUUAAUUGGAAAGUGAUGAAGAGCAAAAUGCGCUAUUUAAAAGGAAUAUAUAUGGAGGCCGUGAAAUGGCGUAGUCAAACAGGAGCUGGAUUAAUUGAAAAUGGAGAAGAAGAAAGCGUCAAGGACUACAUUCAAAAUAUUUGUCCCUUCUUCGAAAUACUGGACGAGAUUUUUGGGCUCAGAAAGGGCGUGAACCCUACGGUUAUAAUUGAGAGUAGCAAUAUAGAAAUCCUCUAUGAAGACAGCGAAGAGGUUUUUUUAUUUGAUAAUGUUGAUGAUAUUUCAAAUAGUUGCUCGAGUUCACGUAUAUCAGCCAGUACUCCUAUUCCGCCCGAUACUCCACAGCCAGACGUUCAUUUAUCACUGGAAUUAUCAUCGAGCAAUGCAAGCAGCUUCAACGGCGACUCAGAGAUUGAGAAUUAAAAAAAAAGAAUGACAUCGAAACACAGCCUAAAGAAAAAGCAAAAUCCAAAUGCAAGCUCUGCCGGCGUAUUACAAGGAAUGCUUGAAGCAAAAUUGGACAUGGAGAAGCAAAAAUUUGACUGGAUGAAAAAAACAGGAAUUGGAGAUGAAAAAGCUAGAAAUUGAACGUGAUGAACGACUUGCUUUGGCGAAAAUGAAAUUAGAAAAUGAAAGAGAAGAAAAACUCAAAAUGUACGAACUAGAGUUAAAAUAUAAAAAAGCAUAAGAACUUUUUAAUCCUCACAUAUAUUUUGUGUCUUUUAAGAUUACAUAUAUACAAAUAAAGAAGACCUUAACAGUUUAAAAUAUGAAAUCAAAUAAAAAGUUGUUAAUUUAAGGCAUUUUGGUUGCUGGCUUCCGCCGACAGCAAUAGCUUUCAACCAUAUUAUUUGCCUUUUCCAAGUCACCGUAGGGUAAGGGCAGGAUGUGAGGGUUUUGUUAGAUUUUGCAGACCUAAAAUUCAUAUACAGGUUAUUUUUCUCAAUGAUAUAGAAAGAAGAAUACUAAAUUACCU
This is a messenger RNA of Bactrocera dorsalis (oriental fruit fly), 1315 nucleotides long. RefSeq lists its product as uncharacterized. Bases 355 to 762 code for a protein of 135 amino acids. The record is from RefSeq and is a predicted model, not a curated record. Lineage: Eukaryota; Metazoa; Arthropoda; Insecta; Diptera; Tephritidae. The transcript is spliced from 2 exons.